This is a messenger RNA of Vitis riparia (riverbank grape), 1230 nucleotides long. RefSeq names its product flavonol synthase/flavanone 3-hydroxylase-like. Lineage: Eukaryota; Viridiplantae; Streptophyta; Magnoliopsida; Vitales; Vitaceae. Gene Ontology annotation, molecular function: flavonol synthase activity. Gene Ontology annotation, biological process: response to light stimulus. The coding region runs from base 88 to 1095 and encodes 335 amino acids. The record is from RefSeq and is a predicted model, not a curated record. The transcript has 3 exons.
UGUUAUGCAUUUGAGGCCAUCUCCCUAUGAGAAAAAGAUUGAGAGGUGUAAGGUGAGAGACAAACCUAACCAUUUUGGCGAGGCACAAUGGCGGUAGAGAGAGUGCAAACCAUCGCAUUUUCAUCCAUCUUGGUGGACACCAUCCCACCCGAGUUCAUUAGAUCUGAAAAAGAACAACCUGCUCUCACAACCUGUCUUGGGUGUAUCCCUCAAGUCCCCACCAUUGAUUUCAGCGACCCAGAUGAAGGCAACCUCACAAGAUUGAUUGCGGAGGCUAGCAGCGAGUGGGGGAUGUUCCAGAUUGUGAAUCAUGGCAUUCCUAGUGAGGUUAUCACCAAUUUGCAGAAGGCUGGCAAGGAGUUCUUUGAGCUCCCACAAGAGGAAAAGGAACUUUACGCCAAGCCUCCUGAUUCCAAGUCCAUUGAAGGCUAUGGAAGCAAGCUGCAAAAAGAAGUGGAGGGCAAGAAAGCUUGGGUUGAUCACUUGUUCCAUAACAUCUGGCCCCCUUCUGCUAUCAACUAUCAGUACUGGCCUAAAAACCCACCUUCUUACAGGGCUGUGAACGAAGAGUACUGCAAGUGGGUACAACGAGUGGGACAUAGGUUACUCAGUUUGCUGUCAUUAGGGUUAGGACUGGAAAAAAAUGAGCUCAAAGAGAACGUGGGUGGUGAUGAAUUGAAGUACCUUUUGAAGAUUAAUUAUUACCCACCAUGUCCUCGUCCAGACCUGGCUCUCGGGGUGGUUGCCCACACCGACAUGUCCUCCAUUACCAUUCUAGUUCCCAACGAAGUUCAGGGCCUGCAGGUCUUUAGAGAUGAUCAUUGGUUUGAUGUCAAGUAUAUCCCUGAUGCCCUUGUCAUUCAUAUUGGUGACCAGUUGGAGAUUUUGAGCAAUGGCAAGUAUAAGAGUGUGCUUCACAGAACAACUGUGACCAAGGAGAUAACCAGAAUGUCGUGGCCUGUGUUCUUGGAGCCGCCAUCGGAGUUGGCCAUCGGUCCUCUUCCAAAGCUCAUUAAUGAAAAGAAUCCACCAAAAUAUCAGAAGAAGAAGUACUGUGAUUAUGUCUAUUGCAAGCUUAACAAAAUUGCCCAGUAAAUUAAGGACGCACCUUUCUUUGAUCUUUUGUAGUAUGUCUUUUUCAGCGUCCACUUCUGCAUGUCGGGAAGUUGAAUACUUUAUAUGUGACAGUUCUAUUUAUUAGAAAAAUGUGAUUCUUUUGCCGCUUGUCGA